This is a messenger RNA of Scaptodrosophila lebanonensis, 5409 nucleotides long. RefSeq names its product tyrosine-protein kinase Src42A (gene Src42A). Gene Ontology annotation, molecular function: ATP binding; non-membrane spanning protein tyrosine kinase activity; signaling receptor binding. The coding region runs from base 147 to 4373 and encodes 1408 amino acids. Gene Ontology annotation, biological process: innate immune response; protein phosphorylation; cell differentiation. The transcript has 9 exons. The record is from RefSeq and is a predicted model, not a curated record. Gene Ontology annotation, cellular component: extrinsic component of cytoplasmic side of plasma membrane. Lineage: Eukaryota; Metazoa; Arthropoda; Insecta; Diptera; Drosophilidae.
AACGCGACAGUGAGUGUAAAUCAAAGGCUGAUCUAAAAGCCGCUACUGAUACACCCGUAACUAAUACCGAUAUAGCUGGUAGUGUUCGUGAUCGUGAUCGUGUUCGUGAGCCUGUCGCAUGCCCAUUGAGCAAGACUGAGGCAAGCAUGUUGGAGGCCGUGCCAGAGGAACCGGCAGCUGUGACGGGAGCCAAUUGUGAUGUUUGUGCUGAUAGCGAAGAGUUGCAAAUAGUUAGAGAUCUAAUAAGUUUCGAUGAGGUGGUCGAUGGUUAUCAAGGCAUCGCCACGCGAAUGCCAAAAAAGUCAAAUGUCUGUGAUAGUGUCGAUGUGGAUUUGUUGUGUGCGCCCACUGCCGAAGAGCAGGAUGCAUUGCUGGCGUUGCUCGUGACGCCACCACCGACACCCCCAAAGCCAUCCUCGCCGGGUAGCAAUAGUUCCAGUCGCAAGACCAGCUUCGAUUCAACCUGCACGAUAAGCUCCAUGGACUCGGGUUUCAUUGAGAUGCAGAAUAAAUUAGAUGCGUUGGCUGCAGCGGCGGCAGCUGCCGCAGGAGCUGCGGGAGCGGUGGCGGCACCACAAAGUCAACGUCUUGAGGAUGCUGUGGGUGAGAAAAUUGCGCGUUGCAAUUACAAGGAAUGUCUAACGCAGUCGCGCAAUCGCCGCAAAUCCUAUGAGGAGUUCAAAGCCAUGUUUGCCGGCGCAUCGGAUGCAACAACAACUGCAACCGUAGGAGCCGCAACAACAACAACAGCCAUGCAGGAAAAGCGCUUGACGCGGCGCAGAACUUUGCAAGAGUUGUCGAGGUGUAAAGAAGAAAGAGAAACUCACAGUGUUGCUGAUGCCGCGGCAACAACAGCAACAACAGUGGCAGCAGCAGAAGCAACAACUGCGAUCGCUCUCGCCUCAAUAUCAGAACAAGAAACCACAAGCAACCACAGAGAUGGUGGCAACGGAAUCAACAAUAACAACAACAACAACAAUGACAGUGUUAACAGCAAACCGGAUUGCGUAAACGAGUUUGCAACGACGGCAACGGCUGGCAGCUCGUUAGCAGUAGUGGCCACGGAUGAAAUGGAUACCACUGGCGACGAUCUAGCAACAACAACGACACCAGCAACAGCGACCGCAGCAAUAGCAUCAGCUACCUUGCCAGCGGUCGCUGUCACCGAAGCAAUGCGCAAGAAUUCCGAUUUUCUAUCGCAAAUACUUGAUCAGCAAUUUGUGGCUAAGGAGCGCGAAAAGGCGCACAAACGUCGCACAUCUUAUGAGGAAUUUAAGCGUCUGGUGCGCGAGAUCGAAUCCGAGCAACAUGCGGUGGAAUGUUGUGGUGCCACAGACACCACACCCACUGCCACACCGUUUAAGCGUCAGAAUUCGCGGCAUCGCAAGAGUUUUGCCUCAUACUUUCUGCCACGUCGCAACUCAAGCAAAGAGCCAAAGAUUGUUCCAGAGUCUAGCUUAACGACAGCAACAACAGCAGCAUCUACAACAACACCAACAACACCUACCGAUCAGCAACAGUUGCAACUGCAGGCGUAUGCGAAACUUGCCGGCAAUGGCAAGUACAAUAGCGCCAAUUAUAGACGCAAUUUCAAGAUCUAUGACAAACUAAUUUAUGGCACCAUUUACGAUAUUAUCCAGCGCAAGAAUGAUAUCUACAAUCUGACAUAUCAGAAGUAUGACAAAUACAUGACCUAUGGCACCAUCUAUGAGAUAUUGCAUCGCAAAUCAUCGCAGAGUUCAUUCAGCGGCAGCUGCGACAAAUGGCAGCGCAAGAGUCUGAGCUCGAUACUGGAGCGUGAUGUUCCCAGACAGGAAGCAACAAAUGGAACGUCAACAACAACAACAGCAACAACAGCAACAGCCACUUCUGUCAGAAUGCAUAAAUCAGACGAUGUGAUUUAUGACAUUAUUCAGCGGCAACAACAGCGGCUGCGGCAACAGCAACAGGAUGCGGCAAAUGCCGCAAACGAAGCCCCAUUGGUCAGUACAAAUGCGGAGGCAUUGCCAAAGUUGCCAAAGCAGGCGAUUUCUGCAAAUUUGGGCACGCACGUCACGCACAAAUAUGGCACAAUUUAUGAUAUCCUACAAGGAGAGAAAUUGGAUGCCGGCGGCGACUCGACCGCCAUCGAAUCCAAACCGAAGGCGCUGGCGGGAAAGGCAACGCGUUUUGUGGUCAGUCAUGUGGAUGAGCAGCAGAUAAGCACACCGGCAACACAAACGCAUCAUGGCAACAACAAUAAGAACAACAGCAGCAGCAGCAACAACAAUAAAGAGGAAACAAACGAUGUACCCAGCGAUGCCAAAGUCAGCAGCGGCAAGUCCUCAAAGAUGCGGCGUCUGUCCAAUAUUUUAUCCUACAAUCGAUCGACGACUCACAACGAAGCCGUCGAUGCAGCGGCGACGCCAGCAACAACAGCGACCGGCAAUCCAACAAUCGAUGGCAAUGCCAGCGAUGAUGCAAAGCCCGACAAGAAGCAGCCGCAUGGCAAGCAGCGCAGUCAGGCAAAGCGGCGUAUUGGUGUCACCAAUUUGUUGUUGCCGCUGGACUCCGAGGAGCUUUACACACGCAUCAUUGCCCAGCAUCGGGCAACGAACCAUGCCAAAAACAACAACACCAACACCCACAACAGCAGCAGCAACAGCAACAAAAAUAAUAAUAAUAAUAGUAAUAGUAAUAGCAGCGAUGCUGAGUGCCACAAUGCACUAAUGAAAUCAAAUUCAUUGGAUACCAUUUCCAUGUCAGUUGCCAUUUCGCCGCCAGCAACGCCCUCGCCGCCGCGCCCACGUCGCUGCCUCAAGCAGCACAACUGCCUGCAGCAGCAACGGGAGCAGCAGCAACAACAGCAGCGGGCGCUCAUGAAGAAGCAUUCGCUGGACAAUUGCGGCGCCAACACAACAGUGAAGCAACCCCUUCGACGAUGGUCCAAUCAGACCCCCCUCAAAUGCACUUGCAUCGCAGACACUGGAUCGCAUUGCUGCAAGUCCAGCAGCAACAAUGAGCAGCAACAGUCUGUCAUUGGCGAGCAAACGUGCCCAAAUUUAAUAGGCUGUGGCUGCGACUGCAAAAACCCCACAACAACAGCAACACCAAAGUCUAACAAUAAUAAAGCGGCAAAUUUGAAUAAUAUAACGACGUCGGCCAAGAAAGGCAAAUCGCGUCGACUUUCCGAAUUUACGCGCGGUGAAUUUUUAAAUGAAAAAUCCUGGUACUUCCGCAAAAUAAAACGCAUUGAGGCUGAGAAAAAACUUUUACUGCCGGAGAAUGAACAUGGUGCAUUUUUAAUACGCGAUUCCGAGAGCCGUCACAAUGACUACUCACUAUCAGUGCGCGAUGGAGAUACCGUUAAGCAUUAUCGUAUACGACAAUUGGAUGAGGGCGGCUUCUUCAUUGCCAGACGCACAACAUUCAGAACACUGCAAGAAUUGGUCGAGCACUAUUCCAAGGACUCGGAUGGCUUGUGCGUCAAUUUGUGCAAACCGUGUGUGCAGAUCGAGAAACCCGUUACCGAGGGUCUAUCGCAUCGAACACGCGAUCAAUGGGAAAUCGAUAGAACAUCCCUGAAAUUCCAGCGCAAAUUGGGUUCCGGACAGUUCGGAGAUGUCUGGGAGGGUCUGUGGAAUAACACAACUCCCGUGGCCAUUAAGACAUUGAAAUCAGGCACAAUGGAUCCAAAAGACUUCCUGGCCGAAGCUCAAAUCAUGAAGAAACUGCGCCACACAAAACUCAUUCAAUUAUAUGCGGUCUGUACCGUAGAAGAGCCCAUCUACAUUAUCACCGAGCUGAUGAAGCACGGUUCACUCUUGGAAUACCUGCAAGCAAUUGCAGGCAAAGGUCGCAACCUCAAAAUGCAAACGCUGAUUGACAUGGCUGCCCAAAUAGCCGCUGGCAUGGCCUAUUUGGAGUCCCAGAAUUACAUUCACAGAGAUUUGGCGGCACGUAAUGUGCUCGUCGGCGAUGGAAACAUUGUGAAGAUAGCCGAUUUCGGUUUGGCAAGACUCAUUAAAGAGGAUGAGUACGAAGCGCGUGUAGGUGCUCGUUUCCCCAUCAAAUGGACAGCACCCGAGGCAGCGAAUUACAGCAAGUUCUCGAUUAAGUCAGAUGUUUGGAGCUUUGGCAUUUUGCUCACCGAGCUGGUCACCUAUGGUCGUAUACCUUAUCCAGGCAUGACAAAUGCUGAAGUAUUAACACAAGUGGAGCAUGGAUAUCGCAUGCCAAUGCCACCGACUUGCGAGCAACGUCUGUAUGAGAUUAUGUUGGAGUGCUGGCACAAAGAUCCAAUGCGUAGACCGACAUUCGAGACUCUGCAGUGGAAACUGGAGGACUUCUACACAUCCGACCAGAGUGACUAUAAGGAAGCGCAGGCUUACUGAUAAAUGCUUUAUGCGGCCGGCAACCGACGACAACACAACAUCAGCAACAGCAACAACACCAGCAACAACAGAAACUGCAACAGCAAAAGCAAAAGUAAGGCGACACCAGCAGCCACAAAUGGCCAGGAUCUGAGCAAGAGCAAGAGCAAGUAAUAAGCGCCAGGUGCAUGCAACUGCCAUGCAUAUCCCAAACGGACAAUUCUUAUAUAUAUUUAAUAAGUAACUUAUGUGGAUUCUGACAAAUUUUCUAACGCAUAUAAACUGAGUGUAUUGUCUCGUAGAUAUUUACUAUAUAAUAUACAUAUAGUAUAUACAUAGAGUUCAUGUUGUUAGCUCUUAAGCAGCGACAUGUGUUAGGAGCGUGAGCAUUUAGUUUCUAAGCGCAAAGUUAGUUAAUAUUUAUACACACAUACAUGCAAUGUUUCUUUUGUACUCUAAUAAAAACAAAAAUCCAAUUUGAUUGUUCAAUGCUCUUUCGAUUAACGAUUUUCAGAACAUGAGUCAUGUAUUACGACGCCUGUGCUGAAUAAUAUGUGAAAUGUAUUAUUAUUAUAAUUAUUAUCAUCAUUAUUGUUCACACAAACGCAUAAGUCACAGUUUAUAUAUAUAAACAUAUACAUUUAAUAUAUAACCGAUAUUCAUAGUUCAACCUACUUACUUAUAUAAAUAUAUACAUACACAUUUUUAGUUUGUAGUCAUAUGAAACAUAUUUAAAUAUUUAUGUUUUUAGUUGAACUCAAUGUGUCUUAUUUGCAAUGAAAAUAAUAAUACAAAAAAAGAAAAACACACGCACUCAACCUUAUCAACGACUUUUAUGCUUUAUUAUACGAAAACAGAAUGUCAGAAGUUGAAACACAAAUUCGAGACACAAGUGCUAGCUUCUACAAAUACGCAAAAGUUAAUGCAAUACGAAGAAACAGAAAAGGAAAAAUCCAUAUUAUUAAUGUUAUGCCUAAAUUUUAACUGUAAUUUUAACCAUUUAAUUAUACACGCAUACAUACAUACAUAUAUUAUAAAUAUACACACGCAUACAUGU